Messenger RNA from Pocillopora meandrina, 4227 nucleotides. Lineage: Eukaryota; Metazoa; Cnidaria; Anthozoa; Scleractinia; Pocilloporidae. The record is from the annotation of a GenBank genome assembly.
AUGCUGUCCGUGUGGUUGGUGGUGUUAUCCACCCUCGUCGCCGCGAGUCUUGGAAGCAUUGCUCCAGGGAAGCGAUCUGAUUUUUCCAUGUCUGACAACCAGUUUUGUAAGUGAGUUUCAGAUUGCCAUAUCAUAUGGUUUUGUUGCGAAUUAGAGUCCAAAUUCAAGAAUACAACCUCGUGAAUCGCAUAUGUUAAAUCAGUUUAAUGGAUUCAUAAGAAUUUUGAAUUCUUUUGACAGUCUGAGGAAAAUUCCGUGCGAUAAAAUUUCAACGAUGAAUUCGAUUUCGAAGAACUUACGAUCAACACAGCAUAACCUUUUGUACUACAUCUAAAGCUAACUAUUCCAUGCGUAGGUUGAAUCGAUUUUGUGAUGAGAAUAAUUGAUAUCAGAGAUAGGUAAACAGUGAACGUGUUUGCAGAUCGCGUCGGAGACACGAAACUGGAUGAUGAGGUCACAGACUGUGCUCUUGUAGAACAUCAGUUCAAGAAAGGAUAUAUCCGAUUGCGAGAGUAUCUGGAGCGGAGAAGGGGAUGUGGAAGACAAGGUAACUUACUAAUAACUCUUCUCUGCGAGCUGAAUAUAUCAAAACCGUAAUAAAGGAUUAUUUUGGUACCUGUAACAGGUGGAUGGUUUUGACGAAAAGCUUGACAUAUAAGUUUGGACGAAGGCAAGACGGAAACUGGGUCUAGUGCACGAAAUAAAGGCUGGCUAAUAACUUUUUUUCCGCUCAAUAUUAAUGUCGAUCUGAAAGACAAACUCGGGCUUUUGAGUCGCUGUUCGUGUUCAUGGCUAAACCCAAAUAAAUUUUAGCAGAGACAACCCAAAGAGAAGAAGGGCCAAACGGAUAGAGUGAAACAAUUCGUUUGCUAGUUUGUUAUAAUUAAUUUAUUGAGCAUUUUACCAGUUGGCCUCGAGGUGAUGCACUUGACCCAGUUCCCCUGGAUCACAGCUUUACCUGGCACAAAGGUUUAUUAAAAAGAGUCUCCAAUGUUAGAGAGAUGAGUAAAUUAAAGAGAAGCGUGUCGAGUCACUGACAUGAAAACGCUAAAGUUUAGGUAGCGCAAAACUCUUAGAGCGUCAGUUUCUGCUUGUUUUCAGGUGGAUUAUCGUACCUCAAAUCUUCCUCUGAAAUUAUGAUCAGAAUUCAGUGCGCAACUUUAAGUGUUAAAAUGUUUGAUACUCUUCUGCGUUUUAAUCAAUCGUGCUUUACUUGGUUUCUUCUCUUUCAAAAGACCGCUUAAUUUUGUCACUAUAAUGAAACCAGUUUGUUUGGAUAAACACAGGGCCCCAAAUGGAUUUCUGUAAAUACUACCAAAUCUGCAAUAAAAAGCACCAUUUUCAUCUGAAUGCUUGCUUUGAAACUCAGGAGAGUUUUUAACAAAUACAAAAAUAUAUUGACUUUAUAAUCUCAUGAUCAUGCAACGUUUUUAUUGCAGGAAAACUUAAAAACAUCGAAGGAAUUGAAAAGUCAACAGAGGAUGACAUUAACAACGAAAACAUCGCCGAGAUCGCCAAAUCUGCCACUGAAGACUUUCACUACUCUGUGCCGUCUCCAUUGCCCGUCGCCAAGAAAGUCCCUAAGCUUAAAACUAUUCCUCAAGGUGAGAGUUUACCUUGUUAUUUUAUUUUGAUGGAGCAAGUUUCAAUUGAAUGUCUAACAUGUCAAAAGAUAUCCAUUUUUGUUGGGUCGGAAUUCCUUCACAGCGCUCUGUCAUUGGCGAUGAAAUUUCACGCCAGCCUCUUGACCAAUCAGAUGGCGCUCCUCACGUUUGAGGCGCUUUGCUUGUUUUUGAUUUAUGUGAGCUCCGAUUUGCUCUUUGCAAAAGUCUCCCUGACCCUGUUUGGGGUUAUAAGUUUUAAAGACAUUAAAUCAAAAAGUGUCCUGAUUUGCGUCUCAAUGAUAUGUUUCUUUCGCCAUCAAACAACGGCCAAAACAUUCGGGCUUAUCGAGGUAAAUUCUUUAGGCACUUUAGUUUUUGAAUACAAGAGCUCGACGAUUACAAAUACAAAUUUUGGUAUUAUUACACCAACGGUUUAUGAUUUGAGACAAAAAAACUGCUCAGUCAACACUUAGAUUGAAACAGUACCUUGAUCUCCUUCUUUUGCUUAGUGAUCAACAUUUAUCAGCCUUAUAAGAUGGCUCAUGUGCCCCACAGAUAUCCUGUGCCUGGUGAGUGUUAGAAUAAACUAACGAAUAACUUGAUAAAUCAAUAGUCAUGCAGCUAAGGCGUACUCCUUCAGUGUUGAAAGCCUUUAUAGCACCCUCAUUAUCUAUUUAAAUAUAUGUUUUUUAGCUUUAGUAAGUUUCACUGGCACUGUUUGGCCGAGAAAAUGUUUCUGUUAAUACUUAGACGGAAGGUGAUAUUCACUUGUGUAAUCCAUGCACACCUCGUUCUAUACUUGGUUAUAAGAGUACAUGCAACUGAAAGUAAUCAAUCAAAUGCAAGUUAGUUAUUAAGGCACUCGAACGAUAGAUCUUUUCUCAAGCCUUGGGCGAGUAAUGCGUGUUUUGGGGCAGGACACUCAUUUUCAAUGCAUCUCUUACCACCCAGAAGUCAACUGAGUACCGGUGAAUAUUCCUUAAAUGUUGCAAAUGUGGCACAGACGUAGGCGCAGUUUGGAUAACCUAUCAUGGCUCUUAAUACUUAACCAGCACCGAAAAUGGGAUGACUUUCUGGGACUAUUUUAGACAGUAAUGUGAUAUAAGCAAUGAAGUAAUUCUAGCUAUACUACCUUCAAUAAAUCUUGUUCUUGUCGCUAACAGUGGCGACAGCAACAGGAAAAACAGCGGUACAGCACACUCCCGCCCGCCCCGCUCUCCAAGCCACGGUACAAAGGAACAAGCCAGCAAGACCAAGCUUGAGCGACUAUCAAAGCAAAUCUCAGAAUUUAGGACUUUCCUUUAAGAGCAACCCAUCUGUCGCGGCUUUUCCAGGCUCUGUGGAGAAUCAAAACACACAGGCGCUAUUCACUAACGCGCUCGGGGAUCAAUACACUCGUCUGGCUUCCAACUACGAUCACCUCGAUCAACCGAAACCCAACCACGACCUACUUCAAACAUUUUAUCCAGGCACAUUUCAAGAAGGCUCACACACUGGAGAAACUGUUGCUGUGGGUCAACCGCUGUUCGUUCAAAAAGCCCGCGUCCAAACCACUACUAAUCCUCAAAACAAAAUGUCCAGCUUCCUAAAAAAUGCAAUAAAUAACUUCAAUAAGCCCUCAUUAAGCACGCCUGCUAGUACCAGUACAUAUAAAGGACCAAGUAUUAACUCUAAACCACAGGUUUUGAAUAAACCUACCACAAAAAUUAAUGCUCAAAGUAGCCCGGACGAAAAUAUCGACGAAAAUCUUGCAGCUAUGCGCGAUCCCGAAAAAGACGACAGCAAUGGUUCAAUCGAUGAAAAACCUACUCCGGAACCUGGAAUUGACGAUAAACCAGCUAACCAAGCCACCAUCAUUCCUUCUAAUGAUCCCAGCUCAUUGUCUUUAUCACAGAGACCUAGAGUACAAUUAGAACCAAUGAAACCUGUUUCAGACAUGUCAAACGGGCUUGGAAAGCCGAUUAUGAAAGGAACCCCUACAUCUGUAAACAAACCGCAGAAUGCUGUAGCUCAACACAACACUGCUCCAGAAAAGCUUCAACAGCCUUCAGUCAACUUUGAUGUCCUCAAAAACAAAAUUAUGCAUACAACCAAUGCAACUUUCCUACGGCGCAUGCUCACGCUUAUUCAAAAGAUCACUCAUCACAAAGACUUUUCGAAACUGCAAGCCCCUGCUCGGAGUCUGGUGACCCAGGCGAACACCGCUGUCCAGGCGCUCACUAAUGCGUAUAAAGAGAGAGUUUCGUCAACACCGCUGGCCGGUGGAAAUGGUGAUCAGCUAUAUCCCCUGAGUAAGAAGUCCGCUGUCCAGAGAUUUAGUCAGGCGUACAACGGGAGAAUUUCAGCUUCGCCGCUUAAUCUCGGAAUUGUUAACCAGAUUUAUAGGAAUGUCUAUCCAGCGACCAAAAAGUCGACUCUCCCAGUGAUGAAUCAAGCGUAUAGCCCAAGGAUCGCAGCCAUAAGACCUGCUAACCAAUUUUAUGGCAACAACUAUUCGGGGCUGACCAAGAAAUUCCAAAUAGCAAGGAAUCCCUAUUACCAGAACUAUUACCAAUACAGACAACCGUAUUACAGUAAUUUGCAGAGUAUGCAAUACGGGUUAUACAACGGCAAUGAACCAUGA